Molecule: messenger RNA, 1416 nt
Organism: Auanema sp. JU1783
Lineage: Eukaryota; Metazoa; Nematoda; Chromadorea; Rhabditida; Rhabditidae
Source: the annotation of a GenBank genome assembly
AUGACUGCAAAUGCAUUGACAAACCAAGAUGCCGCCUCUUCUUCCAUAUUAGCUCCAGUUUCACAAGAUGUUCCUAUUCUGACUAUUAAUGAUGACGAGUGCAUGACCGGCUCAACAUCCAAAGACGAUCGUUCGGCGAAGAGCAAGGACUCUCGAAGAAGAAGAACAUUCGCUUUCAAUUCAGCUCAUUUAAGGACUAGCAAAUUCUGGUUAAGGCUCGUCCGACCAUGGAAAUGGAAACUUCAACGACGUAAAGUCCGCAGGUCAAGCAGCGCGAGGUCCUCAUCACGAUCUUCCACUCGGAUAGCUUGUCCGGCUUCUCCCUCGCUGCCUGAUAUCCGAACUGUCCUUCUUGAAAAGGACACUCAACCAGUGCCGUUUGAGAAACGUCGUCUCAUUGCUGACAGUCAUCACACCAACGAGCCUGACGAAGAAAAAACUUGUGAAGUGACGAUUGUUAAAGUACGUUUGGAAGACAAGCCAACUGUUAGUCAUAUAGAAAUCCAAGAAACAGUUGUUGACGAGGAAGAAACAGACUCCGAUACUGAUUCUACUGAGAGUAAUAGUGCUGCUGAAACCCCAAUGGACAAAAGCGACAUAAUCACAUCAGAUCUAUUAUUAGAAGGAUAUGAUAGGAUACAAGUUAAAGAGCCUGAUCUGAAUGCUCAACCUGAACGUCCAGUUCUGAAGAAGCCAGGACAGCCUUCAAGGUUGCGUCUUCGGAAAAAACCUUCGAAGCGCAAGUCUGAUAUUCCUCGAGAAGACGGACUUCCUACUCAUCUAACAGACGACAGUGAUAGUGACGGUCCUAUUCAGUAUCGAGAUGAUGAUGAACCAAGAUUUGCCAGUUCUCCUAAACCAGUUGAAAAGGUCGAAGAUCCAGAAGAUGAAGAAGAGGUGCCGGUUACUGGGUUGGCUGCAAAAGUUCAUAGAAAGGAUACACUGGCUUUGCGAAUCGAUGCUCCUCCAUGUAAGGAUGACAUAUCAGGACAAACUGCUGAUGACAGACGUCAGUUGAUGCAUACUGCCAGUAUAAAAUUAGCGAGAAAGCUGAGUGAAAGACCCUCAGUUGAGGAGUUGGAAGAAAGAAACAUCCUCAAACGCGGAGAUGAUGGUGAAACCAUGGAAGAAAAAAGAAAAUUAAUCUUACGAAAGCUCAGUUUUCGCCCAACGAUAGCUCAGUUAAAAGAACAACAGAUAAUUCAGUUCAAUGAUUACGUUGAAGUAACACAAGCGGAAAUAUAUGAUCGCAAAGGUGACAAGCCAUGGACAAGACUAACGCCCAUAGAGAAGGCUCUCAUUAGAAAAGAACUGAACGAUUUUAAAGCAACAGAGAUGGAUGUGCAUGAAGAGAGUAAAAUAUUUACAAGGUUCGAGUGCUCCUUCUUAGACUAUAAUGAGGAUGUGUACUUCUAG